Messenger RNA from Sphenostylis stenocarpa, 1428 nucleotides. The record is from the annotation of a GenBank genome assembly. NCBI's taxonomy places the organism in Eukaryota, Viridiplantae, Streptophyta, Magnoliopsida, Fabales, Fabaceae.
AUGGGCAAGGUCGCGGUGGGAGCUGCCGUUGUCUGCGCCGCUGCCGUUUGCGCCGCGGCGGCGCUGGUGGUGCGCCACCGCAUGAUUAGUUCCCGCAAGUGGAGUCGUGCCAUGGCGAUACUGAAAGAGUUCGAGGAAAAGUGUGGGACCCCAAUUGGGAAGCUUAGACAAGUGGCCGACGCCAUGAAUGUUGAGAUGCACGCAGGUCUCGCAUCUGAAGGUGGUAGCAAGCUCAAUAUGUUGAUCAGUUUCGUCGAUAAUCUCCCAACUGGGGAUGAGGAAGGACUCUAUUAUGCACUGGACCUUGGUGGCACGAACUUUCGUGUCCUUCGUGUACAUUUAGGUGGUAAAGACAAAGGUGUUAUUGGCCAGGAGUUUGCAGAAGUUUCAAUUCCUCCACAUUUGAUGACUGGUUCUUCAGAGGCAUUAUUUGAUUUUAUAGCAUCAGCUCUUGCCAAGUUUGUUGCUUCAGAGCCCGAAGGUUUUCAUCCUCCCCAUGGAAGACAAAGAGAACUGGGUUUUACAUUCUCAUUUCCAGUUGGUGCAGAUGUGGUGGGAGAACUAACCAAGUCCAUGGAAAAAAUUGGGCUGGAUAUGCGAGUUGCUGCUCUAGUUAAUGAUACCAUUGGAACAUUAGCUGGAGGAAGAUUCUACAAUCAGGAUGUAAUUGCUGCUGUGAUUCUUGGUACUGGGACAAAUGCAGCAUAUGUAGAACGUGCACAUGCUAUUCCAAAAUGGCACGGCCUUAUACCAAAGUCGGGAGAUAUGGUUAUAAACAUGGAGUGGGGUAAUUUCCGAUCAUCACAUCUUUCUCUAACAGAAUAUGAUCUAGCUCUUGAUGCUGAGAGUUUAAACCCUGGAGAACAGGCUUUUGAGAAAUUGAUUUCUGGCAUGUACUUGGGGGAGAUUUUAAGGAGAGUUUUGUUGAAGAUGGCCAAAGAAGCUGACUUUUUUGGAGAUACUGUUCCCCCCAAAUUGAAAGUUCCUUUCAUACUCAGGACACCUGACAUGUCAGCCAUGCACCAUGACACAACUCCUGAUCUUAAAGUUGUUGGAAAUAAAUUAAAGGAUAUAUUGGAGAUAUCGAACACAUCCCUAAAAAUGAGGAAGAUUGUUGUGGAACUAUGUGACAAUAUUGCUACUCGCGGGGCUCGCCUUGCUGCUGCUGGUAUUUUGGGCAUCCUUAAGAAAUUAGGAAGAGACACAGCUAAGGUUGGGGAGAAGCAAAAGUCAGUGAUAGCAUUGGAUGGAGGAUUGUUUGAACACUACACUAAAUUCAGAGAAUGCUUGGAGAGUACCCUGAAGGAAUUGCUGGGAGAGGAGGCUGCUGAGACCAUUGUCAUUGAGCAUGCUAAUGAUGGCUCCGGCAUUGGUGCAGCCCUCCUGGCAGCUUCUCACUCCCAAUAUUUGGGAGUGGAAGAGUCUUAA